GGGUGUCGCACAGGUAGAAUUGUAAACCAGAGAGAGACGAACGGUGCGACAAGAUGCAGAUCUUCGUGAAAACCCUUACUGGGAAGACGAUUACGUUGGAAGUUGAGUCCAGCGAUACCAUCGACAAUGUCAAGGCUAAGAUCCAGGAUAAAGAAGGUAUUCCCCCGGACCAGCAGAGACUUAUCUUUGCUGGGAAGCAGCUUGAGGAUGGGCGAACGCUCGCUGACUACAAUAUCCAGAAAGAGUCAACUCUGCACUUGGUGCUCAGGCUUCGUGGUGGUAUUAUUGAGCCGUCUCUGAUGGCAUUGGCUAGGAAGUACAAUCAGGACAAGAUGAUCUGCCGCAAGUGCUAUGCCCGCCUGCACCCUCGUGCUGUCAACUGCAGGAAAAAGAAAUGUGGACACAGCAACCAGUUGAGGCCAAAGAAGAAGAUCAAGUAGACUGUUGAUUUUGAGAAAGGAAACCUAUGCAGUAGUUUAUGUUUUAGUUUAUUUUUUGGAGCAGUUGUGCUUAGAACUACUAAACUCAUUAGGAGUUUGAUUGUUAUGAUUUUUGCUUUUUUAUUUUUUUAAACCUCGGGUAUUGGCAUGUUUGUUCUCGAAUUUUGAAUUCCAAAUCUUGAGCUCGUCGUAUUACCUAUUUCCACACUUG
This is a messenger RNA of Cucurbita moschata (crookneck pumpkin), 651 nucleotides long. Its product is annotated as ubiquitin-60S ribosomal protein L40. The transcript is spliced from 5 exons. NCBI's taxonomy places the organism in Eukaryota, Viridiplantae, Streptophyta, Magnoliopsida, Cucurbitales, Cucurbitaceae. Gene Ontology annotation, cellular component: nucleus; ribosome; cytoplasm. Gene Ontology annotation, molecular function: protein tag activity; structural constituent of ribosome; ubiquitin protein ligase binding. Gene Ontology annotation, biological process: protein ubiquitination; translation; modification-dependent protein catabolic process. Bases 54 to 440 code for a protein of 128 amino acids. The record is from RefSeq and is a predicted model, not a curated record.